Molecule: messenger RNA, 1770 nt
Organism: Moesziomyces aphidis
Lineage: Eukaryota; Fungi; Basidiomycota; Ustilaginomycetes; Ustilaginales; Ustilaginaceae
Source: the annotation of a GenBank genome assembly
AUGAUCAACACUCCUCUUACCGAAAAGCUCGGCCUGCGCGUGCCCCUCGUACAGGGUGGCAUGCAGUGGGUCGGCACGCCCGCUCUCGCCGCCGCCGUCAGCAAUGCCGGUGCUCUCGGAACCCUGACCGCCUUGACCCAGCCUUCGCCCGAGGCCCUUCGCAAGGCCAUCCGCGAGACCAAGUCGCUCAUCUCCGAAGACAUCCGCAAGGAGCGUGAGGGCAAGUACGGCUCGUUUGCCGUCAACAUCACCCUCCUCCCCUCCAUCAACCCUCCCGACUACGUCGGAUACGCCAAGGCGGCGCUCGAGGAGGGCGUCCGCAUCUUUGAGACCGCCGGCAACAACCCCGGCGAGGUCAUCAAGGUCGUCAAGGCGGCCGGUGCCUACGUGAUCCACAAGUGCACUGCCGUCCGCCACGCCCGCAGCGCCGAGCGCCUCGGUGCCGACAUGCUCUCGAUCGACGGAUUCGAGUGCGCCGGUCACCCCGGUGAGGACGACAUCGGCGGUCUCGUCCUCAUGGCUAGGGCCGCCGAGGAGCUCAAGAUCCCCUUCAUCGCCUCGGGCGGUAUCGCCAACGGCCAGGGCCUUGCCUCUGCCCUCGCUCUCGGUGCCGUCGGCGCCAACAUGGGCACGCGCUUCAUGUGCACCAAGGAGGCCGAGAUCCACGACAACAUCAAGCGUGCCAUCGUCGAGUCGGACGAGCGCAACACCACGCACAUCUUCCGUACGCUGCGCAACACUGCGCGUGUCUUCAAUGACGAGCCUCGGGAUUCCAACCGGUCUUCGUCGGAUCAGAGUACUGCUGGUGCCGUCACCGCCGAGCCGGGCACAGUCGACCAGCCCGGCCAUGAUCCAAACAAGCCGCCGGACCCGAAGCGUGCAAGCCAGGAGCGCGAGAUCGAGCUGCGACGACAGGCUACCAAGGAAGGUGCCGUCGAGCUGCUCGGAACGCGCGAUCCGGACAGCUACGCGCUGCAGGAGGAGCACCAGCGCAAGUGGAACGCCUGGGGCCUGGCCAAGAGCUACCUGAACGACGAGAUCGAUCACACGGCGGCCAACGUACCGCUGGCAUGGCAGGCGUUCCUGACGGGAAUGGUCGACAUGCUGCUGUACAGCCGUUCGCAGGUGUGGCUCGGCUUUCAGACAGGCAAUAUGGUGCAAUUCUCGUCCAACAUUGCGCAGCUCAUCAUCCCCGGCGUCGAGAGACAGCCGCUGCUGACGCUUCUGCGCAUCCUCAGCGUCAUCGGCUUCUUCCUCGGCUCGCUGGUAGGCUUCCAGUUCGGUCGCCGCAUCGGCCAUCAGAAGCGCAGCUGGCUUAUUCUCUCGAGCGUGAUCCAGAGCGCUUUUCUCUUUGGCGGCGCGGGCAUCUUGCUCAGCAGACCCAAGAACGAGCUGCCAUCGUUCGACUGGUAUCCGGGCGUGAUUGUGCUGGUGGCCUUCUCGAUGGGCAUGCAGAGCAUCCUGGCGCAGAAGCUCGUCUCGCCAGCGUUUGCAACGACGGUAGCAUUCACGGCGACGCUCACCCAGAUCGCCUCCGACCCGUACCUCUUCCACCUGUUGCCGUCGGAGAAGACCCGGGGCCGCGAUCGCAGGAUGCUGGCUGUGCUGGCACUGUGUGUCGGUGCGGGCGUUGGCGAGUCCUUGCUGCACACCAGCGCCAAUCUCAGCGGCGGCAUCGCCAUCAGCGCCGGCUUCAAGCUUGUGCUUGCUCUUCUUUGGCUUGUGCCCGAAGGCAAGAAGAGCAACACGGCCAAAGGAUCCAAAGCCUAG